Messenger RNA from Theobroma cacao (cacao), 2095 nucleotides. It is a transcript of the gene VOZ1, whose product is annotated as vascular plant one zinc finger protein. NCBI's taxonomy places the organism in Eukaryota, Viridiplantae, Streptophyta, Magnoliopsida, Malvales, Malvaceae. Gene Ontology annotation, biological process: positive regulation of long-day photoperiodism, flowering; positive regulation of DNA-templated transcription. The record is from RefSeq and is a predicted model, not a curated record. Gene Ontology annotation, molecular function: sequence-specific DNA binding. Gene Ontology annotation, cellular component: nucleus.
GCAUCUCUUCUUUUUAGUAUUUUUCUUUGGUUGAAUGAACAGUGGACUGUUUUGUUUCAUCGAAUAUUUACUUUCUCUUUCUUGCAAUUUCCCAGCACUUUCUUUCUCUCAUUCUACUUUUGUCUGAGGGCUUGCUCCAUACAAACUUGAGGAGCUCUGAAGCCUUUGAUCACUCUCUGGGUUUUUGGUGGGAGUUGUUGAGGGUUGGUUAUUUUAAUGGGGAAAGGUUCGAAAAGCAACUGCAAGUCAGCAUCCCACAAACUCUUCAAGGACAGGGCAAAAAACCGAGUGGAUGACCUGCAGGGAAUGUUCUUGGAUCUGCAGUUUGCCAGGAAGGAGAGCCGCAGUAUUGAUGUUGCAGUCCUUGAGGAGCAAGUCCAUCAGAUGCUCCGUGAAUGGAAAGCUGAGCUCAAUGAACCCUCUCCAGCGUCUUCAUUGCAACAAGGUGGGAGUCUUGGUUCAUUUUCGUCAGACAUUUGUCGGCUGUUGCAGCUUUGUGAGGAGGAAGAUGAUGCAACUAGUGCACUAGCUGCACCAAAGCCUGAGCCUAACGAUCAAAGCCUGCAAGUAGAGGAUGCUGCUGCAUUCCAAGAGGGUUAUGGAGUGAAUCAGAGGCAUCAUGAGCGUGGCUUUCCAUUAGUUGAUCGUUGCAGAGACUCACCUUCAGGAGUACGUGCCAUGUCAAUUAACAACUUGGAAGGGGCUACUCAAUUGGAAUACCGUCAGUUUGAUUUGCUUCAGGAUUUUGAGCACUUCUACACUGGUACAAGUUUCUGUGUGGAGGAUGCCAUGCCUCAUACUUCUAGCUAUUUGCCAAGUAUAUGCCCACCACCAUCCGCGUUCUUAGGUCCAAAGUGUGCACUUUGGGAUUGUCCCAGGCCUGCUCAAGGGUUGGACUGGUGUCAGGACUACUGUAGUAGCUUUCAUGCUGCUUUAGCAAUGAAUGAAGGACCACCUGGAAUGGGCCCGGUUCUACGACCUGGUGGUAUAGGCCUGAAGGAUGGCCUGCUCUUUGCUGCUCUCAGUGCUAAGGCGCAAGGGAAAGAUGUGGGAAUACCAGAAUGUGAGGGAGCUGCAACUGCAAAGUCUCCAUGGAAUGCUCCUGAGCUCUUUGAUCUUUCAGUUCUUGAUGGUGAAACAAUUAGGGAGUGGCUCUUUUUUGAUAAACCUCGAAGAGCAUUUGAAAGUGGGAACAGAAAACAGAGGUCUUUGCCAGAUUACAGUGGGCGUGGCUGGCAUGAGUCAAGAAAGCAAAUCAUGAAUGAAUUUGGAGGACUGAAGAGAUCAUACUACAUGGAUCCACAGCCACUGAACCAUUUUGAGUGGCACCUUUAUGAAUAUGAGAUCAAUAAAUGUGACGUUUGUGCCUUGUAUAGGUUGGAAUUAAAGCUUGUUGAUGGUAAGAAAAGUGCGAAGGGGAAGUCGGCAAAUGAUACAGUUGCUGAUCUGCAGAAGCAGAUGGGAAGGCUCACUGCAGAAUUCCCAUCUGAUAACAAGCGCUAUGUCAAAGGAAGGGGUAAGAUUAAUGCAAAGGUUGGUGUUGGAAAUCUUUAUGCCACUCCAAAUGUGGUGGCACCAACAAGUGAGAAGUUCGAUUAUGGGCUUGGUGUGCAGUACGACUAUCUUGUUGACAAUUUAACUGGUUAUUAUCUGACAUAGUUGAAGAAAUUUGGAUAAAAGCUGUAGUAGCUGUAUCCAUUCGUCUAGUUAUACCACCCAGAAGCAUUUUAACUCAUAGAAGGGGUGGAGAUUAUGCAUUUUUACUAGUUCUUUAUCAGAAAACCAAGUCAGCUCUUAUUUUUGAUGGCCAUAAAUUUGUACAGUUCAUUUGCACACAGAAGUGCUGUAUUAGUCUAUAGACGAACCUCGGUGCUGGAGCCCAUUCUGACUUCUGGAAGCCAGUUACAAGCAAGAGAAAUGGCUGUUUCUCCCUCAGUCCAUUUUUUAUACCUAUUAAGACAUGGUCAACAAUAGAAGCUAAUCAUUUUCUAUGGUUCUGAAAUUAUAUGCUAAAUCUUUCUGCUACUCAUUAAACAUUUCUCAGUCUGUAACUGGGUAUAUAAUCAAAUGCAUUUCUGGAGUCUUUAUCACUUGA